CUGCGGAACUAGGAAUAUAAAACAAGGCGGAAACUAAAAUCUCUUUUUUUCUACACACAUGUAGCACUGACAAUCUUGUUACUAAGAUAUUUAUCAAGUUUCGGAAUUUAGUAAAAAAUUUAAAAAAAAUGCGCCAAAAUUCGAUAUCUUGUUAGCGACUAACUGAUAUCGGUUAUUAAAAAUGGAGACGCAGACAUUUAAAAUUAAACUAGAUAAAGAAAUGGCUGAGUAUUUUAGCCAACCACCUGGAGAGGAUGGCGAUAGCGAGGCUUAUGAUCUACAUAUGGGAAUCUUAGAAUUAAGUGUUAGUAUAGGUAACUUUACUCACGAUGUGGAAAAAUCGUUAAAUUAUAUAGCCGCAAGCAGUACGACCUUAAAAUGUUCCUUUGAUUUGGAACUCCUCAAUGAUUUUCGGAUAAAAUUCGAACAAAUGGAACAAGGAAUGGAUCCUGAGGAAAGAGCUCUUCAUGAUACCCGAGGGAAUUUGUUUAUGCGUCUCUAUAACGAACUGGCAGACAAGGAGCCGGAUGAGAUAAAACGAUGCGAGUUCCUUAAACUUUUCUAUGAUCUAUUCGAUUCGAAUAAGGCGCCCCAAGAAUCGCCAACUUCUCGCAUAGAAGUAAGCGAUAGUAUACAUGGCCAGGAUCAAAGAAUACGGGAACCAAUUAAUAGAAGUCCAGAUGCCAAAGAAAUAUGUUCCGACUCGAAAAUUGAUAUGUAUUUGGAAUCGAAAAUAUUCCGAAAUGAAGCUAAUACACAUGGCUUAGCAAUGAUUUUGGACUUAAAUAAGGAAAUAUGUUAUCAAGAUAAAAAAGAGGAGUUAUGCCAAGUUCAUACUGAAAUAGCUUAUGUUGAAGGUUAUAGUUUAAUGAAUAGUUAUGCAGCAAUAAUUACCUGCCCAAUGGGCAUCAAAAUUGAUUAUGGUAUCGCUAUUUUAUCUGAACUGAAAGUUAUUUCCGCAGAACCAAAGAAUUCAAAAACCGAUUUGAAAAUGGAAACGAUCUCGUCAAAUGUUCAUGAAAAUAAAAUUUCUAUUCUUUUAGACGACUAUUUGGCUAACAUUUCUUUGAUCGAUCUACACGUUGAAGGUUAUAGUUUAAUGGAAAGAUAUGCAUUAAUAAUUACCCGCUCAAUGGGCAUCAGAAUUGAUAAUGGCAUCGCUAUGUUAUCUGAACUGAAAGAUAUUUCCGCAGAACCGAAGGAUUCAAAAACCGAUUUGAAAAUGGAAACGAUCUCGUCAAAUGUUCAUGAAAAUAAUAUUUCCAUUGCUUCAGAUGACUAUUUGGCUAACAUUUCUUUGAUCGAUGUACAAGUUGAAGGUCAUAGUUUAAUGGAAAGUUAUGCUGGAAUAAUGACCUGCCCUAUGGGCAUCAGAAUUGAUAAUGGCAUUUCUUUCAACUGUGAGGUUAUUCUAGCUGUAGAUGAUUAUAUUGAUUGUGUCUCUUCAAUGGAACCUGUGGAUAGCUCCUCCAAAUAUAAUUUUAUAGUCGUUUCUUCAGUUGUUCCUAAUGAACAAGGUUUAAAAAGUGUUAAUGAACAGGUAAUUGAUACAAAUAUGAUGAAAGGAAUUCAUGAUGGCACAGAAGAAAUGAAUGAUGAAUUGCCCGAAAAAGUAGAGGUAUCGAAUGAUGUGGAAGACACGAAUAUUAAUUCGUUAAUUUUUGAUGAAGCUGAUGCUCUAAAUGAUCCUAAAAACGAAACUUAUAGUGCUUUCGCUGAUGAUCUUAGUAAAAUAAAUAAACCAGAAAAACCAGAACCUCGUACCUCCAUAAAUUCGGAUUUCAACCAGUAUGAUUCCAAUAGAAGUACUCAACCUCUUCCCUAUAAUACAACUGCUUCUUGUUCGAUGAAAAGUUCAUAUAAAGGAGCUUCUAAAAUUCCUAUAAGAAAUAAUUCUCGUAAGUCACCCUUCGAUGCUCUCAAAAAUGGAACUGGUAAAUUUUCGGAAAACCAAUGUAAUAAAAUAACAAUUGAUGCAUCAAGUGAACCAGUAGAAAUGGAUAACGAUGGAAAAAGCACCUUACAGGAAAUCGAUCUGAAAUCGCCAAAGCUGGAGGAUCAGACUUUGAGUCAACUAAGACAAGCGGUAAGUGAUGUUAAGGUAAAUAUUUUGAAAGAAGUCGACAAGUCUCUGGAAGUGACCUUUAAGAAAUCUUCUGACAUACUAUUGAGUAACUCGUCCAGGGAAAUUGUUAAAAGCGAGAUGAAAAACUUCGGCCGAAAUUCCAGAUUUACAGAUGAGCUUCGAUUACAACAUUCAGAAACACGUUCCCAAAAUAUUUAUAGACACAAUAAUUCGGCCACACAAAAUAAAUCGUGUAAGUCUUUACCAAAUGCAAGUCCGAGAAGAAAGCUGAAUAAGUCAUCGCCGAAGUUUAUUAAAAGAAAUCAAACAGCUCGAUUGAAUAAGAAAAUGGUCAAAUGUGAUGAUGAUCCAGACGACAUAAAUUCACCUAGAGAUAUCAAUGAUAACUGCAAGGACUGCAGUUUGGCUAAAAAUUCGUUGGAUUUGAAAACAUCACCAGAAAAGUCAGAACAAUUUUUUGCUGAAGAGGGUAGUAAGAAAAUAAUUGAACUUUCAAUCAGCAAAAGCACACAGUCGUUUAUAGAACUUGAGCAAUACGUUAGAAACAGCAUUAAUGAUGAUAUUGCCGAUCAAAUUGAAGAUCUUAAAGAUUUAAGUUUAUCGACUUAUAAGUUAUGCGUUGAUACUUGCGGAGAUGGUUUUGAUCUAGAUAAUCAGGAAAAGAUUUCACCGACUUGUAGUCAAAAAAAUCAAACUGUUAGAGAUAUUAGACUAAAUGUUCUAGAUGAAAAGGAUAUCGUUUGUAUUUGUAAGGAUAAUCACAGCGGACAAAGGCUUUGUGGAGGUGGGGUGCAAAAAUCCGAAGAUUUAGGCUCAUUGUCAUUAAGAAUUGAUGAAUGUACGGAAUUAGGAAGAAGAAUUAACCCAGGAGAGCUAAUGGAAUUCGUUGACGAAAAAGUGAUUUCACCAACAUUAAGUCAACUUAGCCAAAGGAGUAAUCUUUUAAAGCUUCAAGUUUUAAAGACUAUGGAUGAGGUCUUGUCCAAUGUUUCAGCGUUAAAUAAUACUAUUAUAGACGAAGAAGUUGAAAUUGAUACCCCUAUGUUAGUUGAAAGUCUUUGUGAAGCUUCGAACGAAGAUUUAAACAUUAACAUCUCCGAGGGAAUCGCUGAUAUAAGUCCAAUGCCAACUCCAGGUCACCCACCCGAUGAGCAAGACGAACUUUCACCGAUAUUAGGCCAAAUUUCGAAAACGGUUAGUGAUGUCAAGAUAAACAUUUUGAAUGAAGUGGAUAAAUCUUUGUCGGAAAUAACCUUAAAAAGUGUUUCUGCCAUUUUAAAGAAGCGAAAAUUUAAAGAAUAUUUUAGUAACCAGCAUAACCAGGACUUAGAUUAUACUACAGAUGAAUGUACUUUGCUUGAUUUGUCGGGCGAAAGUGUGGUUAAUUUAAGUCCUUCAAGGAAUGUUGAUACAUUUAUAUCUGAAUGGACUCAAAAAAAUCCUUCUGAUGCUAUACUUGGAAAACAGUUCCCAAAAUAUGUAAGACACACGUCGGAAACUUCAGAAUUAAGUGAAUGCUCUGAAAGACGGUCGUUAAGUAGGAACAGUAACCAAACCCUUUAUUUAUGUAAGAGUUGUAAUGUAAAGGUAAAUUAUUCAGAGGUGGUGGAUAAAUACUUUGCUGAAGGUUUGUGUAUAAGCAAGAAAAAAUGCAAAGUGGCUGAGAGAAACGAUUUGAGUAAUUUAGAGAGCAAAUCCAGAUCCAGAUGGCACCAUCAACGUUAUAUUAUUGCCGCCCCACGCGCUAUAAUUAAGUCCUUUAAGUCGAACCCUGCAUACGGGUGGUCACCUGAUGACCCGAAUGCUCCUGAUUUUUAUGAACAACUGGAUCAAUUUGUCGAGGUCACGGGCCAAAAAAAAUAUCGCGCAGACUGUGAUAUAAUAACCGCAUCGCUACAACCUCGGCUAAGUCGUGCUCUAAAAUGUAUCAUAAGACAAGCGCCUAAGAAUACGAGCUACCCCGAUUUGAUAAGUAUUGUGGGUGUAGUCCAGUUGGAACAGUUGCUCACUAAAAAGGAAAGGGCGGCAUAUGAAUCCUUGCGCUGGCAGUUAAGGGAUAAAGGUGAUCAGGACUUAUCUGCAGAGUCUCUAUUCACCGAUGCUCUCCACGGUAUGAUGGGCUAUGGAUCGCCCCAUUUGAAGUUGUCAUCAUUAACAGGAAGACUACUAUUGCGCUCACCUCAUCAUCAGGAUAGCAUAAGUGAGUCAUAUCUGUUGUUGGCCUUUGGUCACUUGGGAUACUUUUAUCGCGAGCUGAAGGAACAUCAAGUGAGGCUUGCCGAACAGGGCGAUACUGCGGUUGCCCUUAGAAAAUGUUUACAAAAGUAUCUACUUAAUUUUCACCAAUUUUAUGAUGUACAGAAAAAGAAUCCCAGCUCACUGCUUACCUUGUAUCGCAAAACUCGAGAUUUUCAACGGAAUUUUGAGUGGUUAUUAGAGGUGUUUAACAAUGUUCAGAAAGCAGAGUCUAUUGUUGUCUAUCUUUAUGAGGAAUCAAGCCGAAGAACCGGAUAUCAAAGGAACUUACUACUCAAAUGGUUAAAAUUGGUAAUUCAACCAUUCAUAUAUAAUCUUCACAAAUGGCUUUUGAAUGGUAGACUCCCUUAUACUACUAAUCGCGAUAUGUUUCUUAUUGAACAAACUAAUUAUUUAAAGAUAGAUGAAUUUUGGGAAAAACGCUACCGGAUCACAGAGUCUUUCUCUGGUAUUUUUGACCUUCAGUUAAGUGAAAUUCUGAUAAGUGUCGGCAAAACUGUGGAAUACUCAGAAAAGUAUUUGGGCAUUAACGUUGAAAGUUGUGUACCUAGAAAUGAAGUUCGUUGUAUGUUGAUAGACACAUUCGAUAAGUUAAUUCGGCAUGGCGAUCAGGAACCACUCUACAAUUUCGUUCGUAAUCUGCACUUGGAAAUAUCAAGCAAGGUUCUAAAGAAUCUUGAAAUGACUAAGACCAAUCCGGAGUACCUGUUUUCUGAGCUCCAUAAGUACAUAAUGCUUACGGAUCUUAACUUUACCAUGGAAUUCAUUAACGCUUUAGAGUCCGUCCUUGGUGAACCCGAAAGUUCUUUCGAUAUACAACUCUUUAACGAAAUAAAAAAUAAAAUGUUGCACAAACCAGUUUCGGACAUCUAUAUAGAUAAAAGCGAGUCCGAGGGAUCCAGGUGUUGGUCAAAGCUAAUACUCCGUUGGAGGAUACCGACCCAUUGGAGAGCACUACUCGGCGAGGAUUCCAAGGCGUACGAGGUUAUCUUCACCGCAAUGUGGAGAUUUCAUUAUGUUAACUAUGUGCUCAAUGAAGGAGUACAUCGGAAACAGAUCUUGUUUAAAAAACAUAUUGAAUGUAAAUAUUUUGAAGGCCUUAAUGACACACUCAAAUGUUUCUCCAAGCUGAUAAACGCUUGUAUGCGCCUAAUGAAUGUUCUAAGGGAGUAUUUUUUGGACUAUUUAUUAGAGCCAGCAUUCGCAAGACUUUUGUGGUGUUGCAAGAACGCAAUUACCGUCGACGAACUACUGGUUGCCAAUAGAAAGUAUCUGAAAACCAUUAUAUUGGGAUGCCUGCAAUCGAAAAAUCUACGAAAAUAUCUGGAGCGACUUUAUGAUCUCAUACUUCAACUUGAUAAUAAGCAGCGAAAGUUCCUAAGACUAAGUCAAACAACAGUGGAAUAUGUGAUUAGAGUUCGCAAAGAACAACCACAAAACAUUUUUUCCACCUAUUAUAGGGAACGAAUGCUGCAGUUUCGUUGGACCUGUCAAAAUUACUCGGAUGUUAUCAAUGAGCUGCAAGCUCAAUUUGAUUCGGCAAUGAUUAACUUUUUAUUAUCUCUUCAACUAGCAGAUGAGGACUUAUUAAGGGGCCUAGCCAAAAGAUUAGAUCCCGAUCACUAUUAUAUGGAAAAGGAUAAUAGAUUGGAUCUAGUUCAAUAUUUCGAGUUUAGAAGGAAGCUGGAAAGGAAAAGAUCACAGUAAAUUACUUAAGUUAUUCCAUUUUUCAUAUUUCAAUAUUUCCUAUUUAAUACUGCCUUUUGUAAAAUGUGCAUAUGUGGUCACCUUGGUAGCUUAAUAAACAUUUGUAAAUUCUA
This is a messenger RNA of Drosophila simulans, 6162 nucleotides long. RefSeq lists its product as uncharacterized. The transcript has 2 exons. Gene Ontology annotation, molecular function: gamma-tubulin binding. The record is from RefSeq and is a predicted model, not a curated record. NCBI's taxonomy places the organism in Eukaryota, Metazoa, Arthropoda, Insecta, Diptera, Drosophilidae. Bases 182 to 6049 code for a protein of 1955 amino acids.